CUGGCAUUACACACAAAAAAAAGAGAAGAAGAAUUCUACACUGGGCGACUCCUUUGUGCUGAUAUCGAAAGUAAAAAUCGACAGGAAUAAUAAAAAAAAGAGACUUCAAAACGGUCAUAAACAAAAUAUUAAGGUGUAGGUUCAGUUUCUCAAUAUGGAGGAGAGAGAGAGCAGUGAGAGAUCUUCAUCUCCUGAUUGCAGCUGUGUGUCUCUGAAGAGUGACAGAUCCAUGAAUAAGCCUCCUUUACUUAGUAAUGAUCCAAUGACCUCUGACCCCAGGAUCUCAUGGAGAUUGAGAGUUUCAUCUACUGAUCUCAGCUGUGUGUCUCUGAAGAGUGACAGAUCCAUGAAUAAGCCUCCUUUACUUAGUAAUGAUCCAAUGACCUCUGAACCCAGGAUCUCAUGGAGAUUGAGAGUUUCAUCUACUGAUCUCAGCUGUGUGUCUCUGAAGAGUGACAGAUCCAUGAAUAAGCCUCCUUUACUUAGUAAUGAUCCAAUGACCUCUGACCCCAGGAUCCUCAGGAGGAUCAAGAGGAAGAGAUCUUUAUCUCCUGAUCACAGCUGUGUCUCUAUGAAAAGUGACAGAUUCAUGCUUGAUCCUCCUAAUUUCAGUAAAGAUCUGGUGACCUCUGACCCCAGCAGAGCAGAUCGAGACAGAAGCAUCUCUCAAGAAGCCACAUCUGUCUUCUGUCUGAAUAAAAAUGUGAAUGAUGAACUACAGAGAGUAAAAGUAAAAGACCAGCUCAAAACCAGCAUGAAGAACAAGUAUGAGAGAUUAUUUGAGAGACUGAAACUCCAGAAGAAUGAAAGCCUCCUGAACAGCAUCUACACACAGCUCUACAUCAUAGAGGGCGAGAGAGAAGGCGUGAAUGAAGAACAUGAGGUUUUACAGAUGGAGAAAACAGCCAGAACACAACACUCACAAGACACUCCAAUCUACUGCAAUGACAUCUUUAAAGCCUCCGCUGAAGCAGGAUCUGAGGAGAAGAAGAAGAUCAAGACUGUUCUUACCAAAGGCAUCGCUGGAAUCGGAAAAACCGUCUCUGUGCAGAAGUUCAUUCUGGACUGGGCCGAGGGAAAAGCCAAUCAGGAUGUAGAUUUCAUAUUUGUGCUUCCAUUUCGAGAGCUAAACUUGAUCAGAGAUCAUCAGUACAGUCUUCACAGACUUCUGCUGGACUUUCAUCCUGAACUUCAAGAUCUGGACUCACAGAUUUAUGAGGAGUGUAAAGUUGUGUUCAUCUUUGAUGGUCUGGAUGAAAGCAGAAUCACACUGAUGUUUUCAGAUGAUCAGAAAGUUUGUGAUGUGACCGAGACUUCAUCAGUGGGUGUGUUGAUGUCAAAGCUCAUGAAAGGAGAGCUGCUUCCCUCUGCUCUCAUCUGGAUCACCUCCAGACCAGCAGCAGCCAAUCAGAUCCCCUCCAAAUACAUCCACCGUCUGACAGAAAUUCAGGGAUUCACUGAGCCUCAGAAGGAGGAAUAUUUCAGGAAGAGAAUCAGUGAUGAGCAUCAAGCCAGCAGAAUCAUCUCACACAUCAGAAGAGCAAGAAGCCUCAACAGCAUGUGUCACAUCCCCGUCUUCUGCUGGAUCUCAUCCACUGUGCUUCAGAAGCUCCUGGAAGAAGAUCUGAGAGCAGAAAUCCCUCAAACUCUGACUGAAAUGUACAUCCACUUCCUGCUGAUUCAGAUCAACACGAGGAAGCAGAAGUAUGAAGAGAGAGAUCCAGAGAGACUCCUGCAGUCCAACAGAGAAGUGAUUGUGAAACUUGCUGAAGUGGCUUUCAAACAGCUGAUGGAGGGCAAUGUGAUGUUCUAUGAGGAGGACCUGAUUGAGAGCGGUAUAGACAUCACUGACGCCUCAGUGUAUUCUGGGAUUUGCACUGAGAUCUUUAAAGAGGAAUCUGUGAUUCAUCAAAAGAAAGUCUACAGCUUCAUCCAUCUGAGCGUUCAUGAGUUUCUCGCUGCUUUCUAUCUGUUUUUCUGCUUUUUAACAAAGAACAAGAAGCCACUGGAGAUUUUUCUGCAUGAAUUCAGAUUUAAAGUCUCUCUGUAUAAUCUACUAGGAUCAGCAGUAUAUAAAGCACUCCAGAGUAAGAAUGGGCAGCUGGACCUGUUCCUGCGGUUCCUGCUGGGUGUCUCACUGGAGUCCAAUCAGAGACUCUUACAGGAUCUACUGACACACACAGAGAACAGCUCAGAGAGCAUCAGAGAAACCACACGGUACAUUAAACAGAAGAUCAAAGAUCCUAAUGAUUAUAAUCGUCUCUCAGCUGGUCAAUCCAUCAGUCUGUUCCUCUGUCUGCUGGAAGUGAAAGAUCAGACUCUGUCCAGAGAAAUUCAGGAGUUUGUGAAAUCAGACAAACACUCAGAGAAACUCUCUGCAGCUCACUGCUCAACGAUCUCCUACAUGCUUCAGAUGUCAGAGGAGCCGCUGGAUGAGCUGAACACCAUGAAAUAUAACACAUCAGACGAGGGGAGAAGAAGACUGAUACCAGCUGUGAUCAACUGCAGAAAAGCUCUAUUUUCUGGCUGUGAUCUCUCAGAUCAGGAUUGUGAAACUGUAUCAACAGCUCUACAAUCCUCAAACUGUGUCCUGAGAGAGCUGGAUCUGAGUAACAAUCACCUGCAGGAUGCUGGUGUAAAGUUUAUUUCUGAUGGACUGAAGAGUCCAAACUGUCAGCUGCAGAUACUGAGGUUGUCUGGCUGUAUGGUGACAGAAGAAGGCUGUGGUUAUUUGUCUUUAGCUCUGAGUUCAAACCCUUCACACCUGAGAGAGCUGGAUCUGAGCUACAAUUACCCAGGACAAUCAGGAGUCCAGCUACUCAACCACAAACUGGAUGAUCCUAACUAUAAAAUGCAGAUACUCAAUGUGGCUCAUGGAGGAGAGAUAAUGAUGAAAGCAGGACUACGAAAGUAUGCCUGUGAUCUCACACUGGAUCCAAACACAGCCAACACUCAACUCAUGCUGUCUGAUGCGAACAGGAAGAUCACAGGUGUGGAAGAUCGCCAGUCGUAUCCUGACCAUCCAGAGAGAUUUGAUAAGGAUCCUCAGGUUCUGUGUGUUGAGAGUCUGACUGGACGCUGUUACUGGGAGGCUGAAUGGAAGAGACGUGCCGAGAUAUCAGUGUCAUAUAAAGGAAUCGACAGGAAAGGAGGGAGUGACUGUGAAUUUGGAUUCAAUGAGAAAUCCUGGAGUCUGGUCUGCUCUGAUAAAAAAUUCUCAGUCUGUCACAAUAAGAACAGCACUGAUAUACCUGCAGUCUGUUCAUCCUUUAAGAGAGCAGGAGUGUAUCUGGACUGGUCAGCCGGCUCGCUGUCCUUCUACAGCGUCUCUGACACAGACACACUCACACACUUACACACACUCAACACCACAUUCACUGAACCACUCUGUGCUGGAUUUAGAGUUGAUAAUGAUUCCUCAGUGUCUCUGUGUGAUAUUAAAUGAUAGAGAGACCCCGUAAAUCCUCUUUCCGAUCUUCACAUGCACACAAACUCAAAUCAAAUUGAUUAACAUGGAAACGCUUUUGUGGCAUCUUAUCCUGAUAGCACCGAAAAUAACUUAAUUUACACUUUCAGUUUUGAUCGUACAGAUAAGAGCAAUACAUCAAUCGGAUCGGUAAAGGGAUUACUUUUAUUUGUAUACAUGCAUAAUAACAACAAAACUUUGUGCAAUUAUAAAAUAAAGAUAGCAAACAAGGUGCGCUGAUCUUCAUUUACAAACGCAUCAUUAAAAUGAACUGUAACUCAGUGAAUACUCAACGAAGUGACAUGAGAUAUAUAUAUAUAUAUAUAUCUAUAUCUAUAGAAAGCUUGACAUAUCUACUUUUAAACUAAACAAGUGCUACCAAAAUAAAAUAUUCUGUGUUAAAUUAAUCCAUAUGAAAACAAUGAGAUUUUCAUUGUUCAAACAACCACACUAAUGAUAAAAAUCCAACCAGUGUUUUUUUUUUUUUUUUUUAAUCUCUGUAAAUCAUUUCCCCUUUCUCAGCUUGAGUCAAUCGCAGGAGCUUGUCUUUGUGACAUCAUACACACAGGCCUCUCCCACAAUAGUUUGAUUGACAGUAGUGUUUUAACACACACUGGACUGGCAUAUGGCAAGUUAAUUGUGCCAUGGAUAAUCUACCGAAGGAGACAGCUGUGUACUUUCACGUGAUAGAAGGGUUAAAUCACCUCAACAGAUGCAUGACACCAAUGUCAUGGACAAGUACACGUCUGCAUUACACAUAUCAACUAAAUAAUACAUCAGCAGAGCUGUAAUUUUGCCAAUUAUACAGUAAUAAAAAUGAAAGAUGAACACGUUUGUCAGCAUCCUACAUCUUGUAGUUUGUGUCCGGGCUUCUAGAGUUUCCGUUUUCUUUGCUUUACUUCUUACUCAUGUGGCCUUGUUAGCAUUAUCCAGGUCACCUGUGCCUUGUUUUCCCCAGUGUAUUUAAGUUGUAUAUUUUGGCCUUGGUUCCUCAAUCGGUUUUUGAGUCUUCACCCUGUGUUUCCUGUCUGGUCUCGCUAAAGCCUCCCUAGCUACUAAAAGUAAGGUUUCCCGAGUUCCGUUCUUUGGUAGUUGUUUUGCCGCAGUUAAUUCCUCAGUACGAGAAUAAUUUUUGUUGUAUUUUUUCUUCCAGAGAUUAUUUUAUUAAAUCUACACUUCCUUUUAAAUCUACACCUACCAUCAUUAACUGCUCCAAUGGCUGAGUGGUAGAUCUCUCACUCAUCAAACCAGAGAUCUGAGUUCUAACCUGGCACAACCUCUAACACAUUUAUUUAUAAUAAGCAAUAUUUUAAGUAUAUUUUGAUGCUUAUAAUCCUGUAUUUUACUUUAUUUAAAGGAUGUAUUUGUAUUUUAAUUAAAGGGAUAGUUCACCAAAAUCAUGAACGUCAUAAUCAAGUAAUCACUGAGUAAUUUAUCAUUUACUUGUCUUUUGUGGAACAUAAACGUUAUUCUGAGACUUUUGCUUUUAUGCAAGACUUUUCCAUGUCGGAUAAAGAUACGAUUUUUGGCUUCCUUAUAAUAAACACAAUAAUGUCAUAAAGAACUGUUUAUACUCUGCUUACUCAUGAAAUUAAGCUAAGAUUAAAAAUUUACACUGGUUUAUUGUA
This is a messenger RNA of Carassius auratus (goldfish), 5094 nucleotides long. RefSeq names its product NACHT, LRR and PYD domains-containing protein 3-like. The transcript is spliced from 10 exons. Bases 155 to 3445 code for a protein of 1096 amino acids. Gene Ontology annotation, molecular function: protein binding. The record is from RefSeq and is a predicted model, not a curated record. NCBI's taxonomy places the organism in Eukaryota, Metazoa, Chordata, Actinopteri, Cypriniformes, Cyprinidae.